Molecule: messenger RNA, 1209 nt
Organism: Sclerotinia borealis F-4128
Lineage: Eukaryota; Fungi; Ascomycota; Leotiomycetes; Helotiales; Sclerotiniaceae
Source: the annotation of a GenBank genome assembly
AUGAAGACUUUACAAUCACCGAUGAAGGGCUCUCCAUUGUGCUACUCAUACAGCCAAGUCAAACGCUCUCUUGCUGCCGAUCAUCAUCAUACACGCUCUCCAAAUGAAAUGGCCUAUGAAAUUACGGGUUCUACUAGAAACCCCCAUCUUCUCACAUUCCAAACUACUCGCACAGCAAAAUGCAUCUACUUUGACGGCGAUUUCGUAACCCUCAUGGGAACAGGACGAAUGGACACACAAAUGCUGCACAUCUACGAUAAUGUAUCUGGGCCAGAUCCUAUUGGAGAUUAUGGACCAGAUCUAAAAGGCCUUGGUGGAAGAAGUUGGGGAGUCGAAGGGUUUGUGAGAAUGAACGCGGGAUUUGAAAUGAUCUGGUGUGAUUUCGAGAAUGAAAGCUUGAGAUUGGUAGGGCAUUUGAAUGUUACAGCUCCUUUAUUACCUGAGUCUAUAUCGCAAGAUUUGUAUGAAGAGGACGAAACGGAUAUGACAUCCUGCCUCCCACUACCAUCUGCAACGACAAGAUCGCCUCAAACUACUCAAACAAAAAAUCCCACGGAAAAUCAUCCUGCCAUGCCACCAAACUUCAGACAUGACGCUGAAAGAGAACCAUUUCUUCGAAGUCAAGAUUGGGUCUGGUUUACUAGUGCCGCCACUCAUUACGGAUCUUCAGGAGCCGGCUCCAUUAGUGGUGAAAACAGGGUUCAACUGCUCACCUGUGGAAUUCUAAACUACUAUUCUCCCAAAUUCGAAACCCAAGCACGAGCACGCGGUGCCAUAGAAAAGGAAUCAUUGAACUUCACACGUGAAGGGUUCUGGAAAGGUAGUUUCGGCGAUGAUGACACGAGAACGACGGCUCUAAAUGCUUUGAUGAGGAGAAUAUCACAUACUUUAGAUGGUGUGAGUACAGCUGCAGCUACAAUGAUGAAACAGGAUUCCGAGAGAGUCCUUAAGAAUCUAAUAUUAGGUCAAUCUGGAAAUUGUACCGGUAAUGACUGGCAAACCAUAACCAACCAAACCGUGCAAACCUACGCAUCUCCCUUAGCCCAACUCUUCCAAACCCUACAAAACCACUCUUCCACUUCCAUCCCAUCAUCCAACCAUUCUGCACAGAGAAAAUGGAUAUCAUCCAUGCGAGACCAAACCCACUCAUUUCUCCUCCCAUUCCUCGAAUAUCCGUAUCCGUCUCCGACAGCAGACAAAUCCAUCUGA